Metarhizium brunneum ARSEF 3297 is the source of this 963-nucleotide messenger RNA. RefSeq lists its product as uncharacterized. The record is from RefSeq and is a predicted model, not a curated record. NCBI's taxonomy places the organism in Eukaryota, Fungi, Ascomycota, Sordariomycetes, Hypocreales, Clavicipitaceae.
AUGGAUGACCAAAAUUCUUGGCCCGGCCUGUCACCCGAGUUCGAGCGCCUCGAGGAUCCGCGAAUGCUGCACCCUGAAUUCCCUGAAGUUUCAAUACACCAACUUCCGCCGUCUUCUUCACAGUCACCAGUAUCUGAAAGACGAAGCAUCGAGCCUGGGGCCCUACCAGGCUCUCAACGGCACCGUAUUUACCGCCGCCAGAACCGGGCUCAACCCAUUGAAUCUCUUGUGCACAGACUAAGAAGACAUUCGCUGAGGUCUCGGGGCCAUUACGCUGAUAUACUACCCGACUCUGCCAAUACGGCACCCCUUCAGCGUCAUAGAGGGAUAUCUGACGUCCAGCGACGACCCGACUAUGCCUUGACGGACUGUGACAGCCCCCUGGAUAUCGUGCAGGAAUCAACAAUAUCAGCUCAAACAGAACAGCCAUGCAAUCAAAUAGCAGACAAUAUACUCACUCCUUUUGCAGAGUAUGAUCCAAAUGUGCCUCAACUAGAACCAGAAAAGCCACUGUCGUCGACACCAGCUGAAUUUCCCUCAAUGGUUAUGAUUCCUGAGUCUACCACCACACAACACCACGUCCCGCUUCCCGAGGUCGACCCAAAACACAAGCUAGGGUUUGAGGAUCUGGAUCUUGAUGAGGGAUAUGGGCAUGGGACCGACGAGCUUGUUUGGACAAAUGAUGGCCAUGGCCUGCUUCAGAGCCUUGCCAGCCGUGCACGCAAAAGUGGAGCUCUAGCAUACCGGACGUCCUCGGAGGCUGCAAUGGACUGUUCCCAAGUUGUACACAAGGUUCCGAGGAUGCGAAGGCGAAGACAUAAGAAAAACCAAACUAGACUCCAAGCAUCGUCAAGCAUAAAGACAUGCGGAAUUGAUAGUCACGAUAUUACCACCCCCAGCCAUCUGGUGGAUGAGAAGAACCAACAUGGACAUCUGAAAGCGUCAUGCCCUCAUAUACCCUAG